This is a messenger RNA of Penicillium soppii, 1350 nucleotides long. Its product is annotated as lipase ROG1 family protein. NCBI's taxonomy places the organism in Eukaryota, Fungi, Ascomycota, Eurotiomycetes, Eurotiales, Aspergillaceae. Bases 1 to 1350 code for a protein of 449 amino acids. The transcript has 2 exons. The record is from RefSeq and is a predicted model, not a curated record. Gene Ontology annotation, molecular function: monoacylglycerol lipase activity.
AUGUCAGGAAAUACAUCCAAUGCUGACCACCUCUGUGUGCUGGUCCACGGACUCUGGGGAAAACCUUCACAUCUCGACUACGUGGCAUCCGCCCUGAGAGACAAAUACGACGAAGAUGUCUUUAUAAUCUGCCCCAAAGCCAACAGCGGCAACUACACCUAUGACGGAAUCGAGCUUGGUGGGGAACGACUAGUGCACGAGAUCGAGGAAACGCUUGAAUCACUGGCUGAGAUGGGUCGGAAUUUCACUAAGAUCAGUUUCGUCGGAUACUCGCUCGGUGGCCUGCUUGCGCGCUAUGCGAUCGGCUUGCUGAAUGCGCGAGGUUGGUUCGAGAAGCUGGAACCUAGGAACUUUACAACCUUUGCUACGCCCCAUGUGGGUGUGAGGGCGCCGCUAAAGGGGUGGAAGGAUGACGUUUUCAAUGUUCUAGGCGCGAGGACGAUCUCGCAGUCUGGUCGACAAAUAUUUCUCAUUGAUACAUUCCGCGAUACCGGUCGGCCGCUUCUUAGCGUUUUGGCUGAUCCGGAUAGUAUCUUUAUCCAGGGACUGAAGAAGUUUCAGCGGAAAAGCAUCUACGCCAACAUCGUGAAUGAUCGCUCAGUUCUCUUCUAUACAUCUGCUCUUUCAAAAGUGGAUCCUUUUUACGAUUUGGAAAAUGUGAACAUCAACUAUGUCGAGGGCUAUGAGGACGUUAUUAUCGAUCCCGACACUUAUGUGCUACCUCCGAUAAAGCGGAAAGCUGGCACAUUUGCAGCGCGACUUUGGAAAAAGUGCAAAUCAGUGGCUCUCUGGGUUCCACUGUCAUUAUUGCUCGUCAUCCUUGUGCCACUGGCCUGUAUAAUUUUCCUGAUCAACGCCGGGAUCCAAACGUUUCGCAGCUCAAAACGCAUUCGCAUGCACGAGGUCGGAGAACGUGGCGUCCUUUUUGGUAAGUACAGAGUACCUGUGCUGGUUCAAGACGUCCAGCAUGUUAUGGAGCAGGUUUUCGAGAACGUCAAUGCUAGCCAGGAGCCGAAUUAUCUCUCAAACAGCGAUACUGAGGUCUCUGACUCUGUGCCCGAGAAGGCAGGUCAAUCACCUGCUUCGAAUUCUGCUAGAAAUGAUGCCCAUGUCGAAUCUUCUACCAGAAGACGAUCAUCGACGGCGGUGCAUUCUCCCAAGCUUGCAUUGACGUCGGAACAAUUUGGCAUUAUUGAUUCACUCAAUGAGGUCGGAAUCAAAACAUAUCCCGUUCACAUUCAGAGGCAUCGACACAGCCAUGCGGCUAUCAUUGUGCGGAGCCCCAAGGAUGGGUUUGCGGAAGGAAAGUUGGUGAUGAAGCACUGGCUGGACAAUGAGUUCACCGUCUGA